AUGUCCUUCCUUCCUUUUGUCUCCCAGGUGGUUCUGCUCACAUGCUUACGAAAUCUGUCCAACUCCAGGACUUCCUAUGACCGAGUUCUUUCUCCUCUAUCGGUGGAAGCCUCCAUAGAUGUUCGGGAUGCAAUCUCCCAGACACUUUAUGCUCUGCUCUUUGAUUGGCUUUUGGAGAAGGGAAAUGAUUGGCUGUUUGCUCGGGAGACUGACAGCUCAUUGGACAUUAUCGACAUCUGUGGCUUUGAGAAUCUUGGUGUUAACAGCUUGGAGCAACUAUGUCGGAACUUCGCCAAUGAGCAGAUCCAGCGUCACAGCAUAGAAAGUCUCAUCUCUCAGGAACAGGUACAUCUACCAGGUAACUUGUGGGGUAAUGAAAGUAUCUACAACAUUCUCCUUAUGCACUUCUGUUAUUUCUAUGAAACAUCGAAGGCUGAAUAUGCCAGAGAGGGUCUGUGCUGGGUGCCCUUUUCUACAGAGGGUAGCGAAUCCUGUUUGGGGCUGCUUACGGAUCGACCCCAUGGAAUUCUUCAAAUCCUAGAAGAACAGAGCAAGUUAGCCCAGGCUACAGACCACACAUUUUUACAGAAGUGUCACUAUCACCAUGGUGACAACAGCUGCUACAUCAAACCCAAACUGCCCCUACCUGUGUUCACGCUGCACCAUUAUUGUGGACCUGUAACAUACCAGGUUCAUAACUUCUUAAGUAAGAACAGAGACAGACUUCCAGAUGUUGCAAGGGAGGUCUUGGCACAGAGUCGCUUAAAGUUACUCUCUGACAUUGUCAAGAGGGAUAGCAGUGUACCCCAGCCUCAAGAGGGAAAGUCACUAAACAAAUGCCCAUAUUCUACUUUAACUGGGAGAUUCCAGCUGACUCUUCAGGAACUGACUUUUCGCCUAAAAAGGAGUCACACAUUUUUCGUUCGUUGCAUCUCCCCCAAUCCAAAAAAGCUUCCAGGUAUAUUUGAUGUGGAGUUUGUAAGUUCUCAACUGAGAAAUUCCGGUAUCCUAGAAGCUGUGCAGCUGAUAAAAGAUGGAUAUCCUAUCCGCAUUCCACUAGGACAGUUUGUAAACAGAUAUGGUCACCUUGCAGGAAGGGAAUGCACAUUCACAGAAGACAGAAAGUAUUGUGCUGCUGUACUAACCAAGAUAUUUGGUGAAUCUUCAGCUUUAUAUCAGAUUGGGAACUCAAAGGUCUUUCUAAAAGAGCGUUCCCGAGAGAUCCUACAGAGGAAAUGGGAAGAGAUUCAGAGUUUGGCUGCUCUCACGCUACAGAAAAAUCUUAGGGGAUUCCUUAACCGUAAGAAUUUUCAAGAAUAUCGCCGCAAAAUCACAGUUGUUCAGGCUCAGGUCAGGGGACGACAAGCCAGGCAGCGUUAUAGGAGACUGAAAAACACCCGAGUGCAGUUUGGAGCUGUCCUCCUGAUCUCAAGGAUUCCUUCCAUACACAGACGUAUUUGCCAGCUAAAAGCCACAGGCGAGGAGUCCCCUCCCAGCAUGGACCUGUCUGCUUUGGAUGUGCCUGCUGAACUAGCUGCUGUUUUGAACUCUGCCCAGGCAAAAUCACAUGCACAAGGAACAAGUAUCACAGAAGUACCUCCACCUCAAGUCAAGGCUCAGUGUGUUUUGUCGCUUCCUCCUGACAUAAACAAUUAUCCAUUCUCCAUCUUUAUUCGCUCCUACUUCAGGGAUCCUACCCUACCGCCUUUAGGACAACCUCUUCAGAAUCCUCUAACCCGUGUGCCACAAAAUGAUAAUGGAGUUGCACUGGAGCUAUAUAAAUUGGCCUUGCGUUUUGUGGGAAAUACAACAAUGCCCACCUGGCAGCAGAGGAUCAUUGGUAACUAUAUUGUGGAACGUUGCUUGCGCCAGCCUUCUCUUACAGAUGAGGUGCUCUGUCAAGCAGCAACUUUUACAGUACAAAAUAACAAUGAGGAGCAAAUUAAGCGAGUAGGACUAUUGCUUUCAAGCCUACUGAGCUGUCUCAUUCCUUCGCCAACACUGGAGAAACCAUUGCUUAAAUAUGUCUCGGAUCAAGGUUCUGAAGGGUACAAGGCCAUUUGCCAGAGCAAGUUACUUCGAGCAAAACAGAAUGAGUUUAAUACAUUGCGCACACAUGCCCUGACUCUGCUGGAGUGGACAGCCAAUGAAAGAAAAGGGUCAAUGGUGGUAGAUGUCUACACAUACAGUGAGGAAAAAUAUACAGCAGAAGUGGAUUCUUGGACAACGGCAGAACAGUUAGCUGGCUGGCUUCUCCAGUCCAGAGGUGUUGGUGAUAUCCCCCAUGGUUGGUCUAUUUCCAUUCUGGAUGAGAACCAGUGGCUUGAUCUUUGUGGCGAUGAUUUAUUACUCGAUGUGAUUGCUGAGAUAGAAGAUGGAGCUCCUUCUCAGCCCUUUUCUGACUAUCCUUUUGGAGACAAUGACGGGAUCCCAGAGCCUCCUCCUGAUUUUGCGCCACAACUCCCUCCUGGACAUCCUUCUUUCUCUGCACUUGAAUUACCUCCUAGUUCCCCACCAGGGCUCCCACCAGCACCUCCUCCUCCACCAGUUCCUCCACCUUUUGAAGGCUUUGGAGAUGAUAUAACAAUUCCACCAGCCCCACCAAUGCAAGCACCUUCCCUGCCACCUUCCAGACAAGACUCUGGCCUAGACCAGAUGUACUCAACAAACAUAAAUGGAGGUUCCCAAAGAAUGGAAAACUAUGUGGAUCAGCUCUUCAAUCCUGUGUUCACAUCAACAGAUUUGGAGAGAUCUGAAAACCUCAACAGGCGCAUGAAAGGUGGUGGAGGUAUUGGCCCAACAAGACAGAAUUCUUUUGGCUCUCCUGCUUAUACAGGAAUGGGUUCAAUGCCUUCAUAUGGCAUGCCAAUGAUGAAUGGAAUGAUGCCUGCAAUGGGAAACAUGCCAAUGAUGCCCAAUAUUCCAGCAAUGAUGCCUCAAAUGAUGCCUCAGACAUUAAUGCCACAAAUGAUGCCUCAAGCAGUGCCCAUGCCCCAACCAAUGGUGCAUUCUGUGGACCCUACACAGUUAGCUGCACAACAACAAGCAUUUAUACAGCAACAGGCCCUGCUUUUGGCCCAACAGAUGACACUCCAAGCAACAAUGCUGUCUCAACAGCAACAACAAAAUUUGCCUAAUACUACCAGAGCACAUUCUCCCCCUCCUAAACUGACUCCGAAGCCUGCACCAAAACCAGAAGCAGCACCAAAAUUAUCCGCUACCCCUGUACCUUUACCAAGUCCAAAAGCAGUCCCUGACCCACCUCUAGCCCCUUCUUCAAAACAAGCUCCAACAUCUAGCCCUCCUCCUCAAGUACCUAAGCCAGAGCCACCGAAGCUGCAAACUCCAGUAGAGGUGUACUGGGAUGAAGAGGCGGAAUCUGAGUAUAAAUGCCAAAGAAAAACAUUCAAGGAGAGGAGAGAAUUCUUCCAACAAAUGGUAAGUGAAGGGACUCGUGUAAAAUCACUAAAGCCUCCCUCAAAGAUCCUACUUCCAAUUCAAACAACAGAGCCUGAGAAUGACAGUGAUGAGGAACCACCAGAACCUCCUGAACCCGAACCUCAGCCAGAAAUAGCAAUGCCAAAAGCACCCCCGAUAGUGCCACCACCUGUACGCAAAACUACAGAGACUCCUGAGAAAGAGACAAAGAAAGCAGGUGGUAUCAUAAAACCAGCUCCUAGACCCGAACCCAGCCGAGAGAUAAGAGAAAUAAUCAAGAUGUUUCAGAGCCGUCCUCAUGAAGAACCUAAACCAUUUGAACCAGUCAGGAGGCCAAUACAGACCUUCAUAAAGAAGAAAGACCCCAAAGAAGAGGCUCUAGAGAGAUUAAGAAUGGCUGGGCCCCCUCCACCCCCCGAGGCUCCUAAACUAUUCAAAAGCAGUCAGGACUUGCAGGAUGGCCCAGCACCUCCUCCUCUUCCCCCUCCUCUUCCUGCUGCAGAGAAGAUGGCUGACUCUAUUCGGGAAAAGCAGAAGCCACUUAUGGGACUGUUUCAAUCUGGUUCAUCUCCUUUUGCACCAACAGAGAAGGCUCCCAAGAGCCCAGGACGAACCCUUGAAGGCGAUCACACUGCAAAAUCUUCAAUUAGCAAGCACACUGCUAGUGUCUUCUUCUCAUACAGUGAUGCCAACUGGAAAAUUUAUGUGCGGAAGGAGAUAUUCUAUCCCAAAGAAAAAUUCACUCACCCUUACUACCUGAACCUUCUAUGUCAGCAGAUAUUAAGGGACACCUAUUCAGAGACCAGCUUUAAAAUAACUCGUGAGGAAAGAAGAAAGAUGAGAGAUUUUUUAAAUGAGUUCCAGGUUGGAAGUGAUGCCAAUUCUAUCCUAGAAGAUUCCUUCAAGAAACGUAUUGUCAUAGCUGCCCGGGAUAACUGGGAAAAUUACUUUUCUCGCCUGUUUCCUGUAACUCUGGAUGAUAAUGUUGACCAGCUUAUCAUAGGAGUUUCCCACAGAGGUUUCAGGCUUUUGAAAGAAGUGAACGCAACAGGAAUCCAGAAAAGACAUCUGAAGACACUGUGUAGUUAUAGUUUUGCAGAUAUUCUCUCUAUUGAGAAGCCUGAUUCUCAUUCACUGCACUUUAAUCUGCGUAAUGAGGAUCUGCGGGUGCACUCUGACCAUGCUCAGGCUCUAAAGAUUUUACUAGAGAUCUUCUUACAAGAGCUAAUGAAGGACUCAAACCAUGUGGUUGCCCUGCGUAGUCAUAUAACUGAUGACAAGAGUCUUCUUCAAUUCAAAAAAGGUGACAUCAUCAAAGUGUUGCCAAUGGAUGGACUAGAACCAGGGUGGCAGUUUGGUUCCCUUGGGGGUCGUUCUGGUCUUUUUCCUUCUCGAUUUGUACAACCAGCUGCUGUCCCUGACUACUACAGUGUGGUGGAGAAGACAGACACCUUGGAAAGUAGACCUAAACCCCGUGGGCUCCGGAGGACAAUAAGCAAAGAGAGUGGUCAGGUGAGCGAAGAGUCCUUACCAACAUACAGCCCUCCACCUCCAAUCUUGGAAGCCACACAUUACACUAUGGUUGAGUUUGCCUUGAAAUAUUUUCGGGAUGCACAGACCAUGCUUGGUUGGAAAGGAAUGGCUGCUGAAGGAAAGAAAUCAAUUGAGUUGGUGCAACAUACAAAGGUUCCAAUUCAAGAGUCUUUGAUUUAUUACACAGAUAAAGAGCUGAACGAGAUGGCAACUAAUAACUUUAUGACUCUGAUGAGAUUUAUGAGGGACCAGCAGUACAGGGAGCCAGAUGACGUGAAGUGUAUUUAUGAGAUUCUAGUGCUCUGCAGAGAAAAACCUCCUCUGAGAGAUGAGAUCUACUGCCAAAUUUUAAAGCAAAUUACUGAGAACCCUAAACAUGAGAGCUGUAACAGAGGCUGGACACUAUUGAGCCUUCUUACUGGAUACUUCAUCCCUACCCCCACAUUGCUGCCAUGUGUCACCAAGUAUCUGCAAGAGACCAGUGACAUUUAUCAAGAGAUCUCUCGGAGCUGUCAGGAACACCUUCGCCACACAUUGUUGUAUCAUGGACGCAAGCAUCUCCCACCGCGCCAAGAGCUGGAAGCACUCCUGAACGGACGAAUCUCUCGACGACUUGUCAUCGUUUUACCAGGGGGAAUUGAAUACACAACAAAAAUCAAGACAUUUACUGUUGCAGCCGACCUUGUACUGGAAAUCUGUGAGCAGCUGUUGGUCACAGAACCACGAGAAGUGGAAGAAUUUGCUGUAUUUGCUAACAAAAAUAAAGGGGAAGUGGUGCGUCCCAUGCGUGCUGGGGACUAUAUCCAUGAUUUCCUUCUCCAGGACAACUCUGUGACGCUGGAAUUUAGAAGAGUUACAUGGAAAGCCACUUUGAAGGGGCGCAGUGAACUAUUUGUGCAAGUACAUUACAGCCAGGUAUAUUAUGAUUACAUGCAAGGAAAAGCUUUGUUAUUGAGCCCACCAGAUAAGCUGGAGAUGUACACUGGGAAAGUGGCUGCUAUUCUGCAUCGGAUAAAGGGAAUAAGCACUCCUCCAGAUAAACAAGAUUUGCUGGGAUACAUUCCUUUGUCUGUGCAGAAUCGUCUGAAUCUACAGACUGUGCAGCAAAACCUCCUACAGGAGCUGAGGACUUUGCAGAGUCUCAAUGUCGAUCAGGCCAAGCUGCGGUUUUUAGAAACUGUAUCUGCACUUCCACUCUUUGAUUACAAUAUAUACCAAGUAAAAAGGAUCAGCGAGCCUCACAUUCUCACCCCUUGUUUCGUGGCUGUUAACCAUCAACAAUUUCUCAUACUACAAAACAACAGUACGCAACCAAGCAUCACUGUCAAUCUACAUGAAGUACACAGUAUGCGCACCAUGCGCCCUCUGGAUAGCAACACACUUCCAGGAGUGGAGCUACACUAUGGCACAGCUGCUGAUCCUCACACGCUGUGGAUUGAACUCCAGGAGGCCAAAGAGCUGUACCAUACAAUGGCCUUAAUCAUAGAGACCCAGGAAACCGCUGCCCCCUGAGCACAAAACCUUUUGAUAUAUUAACCUAAGUUAUUUCCUAGCUAAUGAUUCUCCUGAUCUAAAGUAAAUGACUGCAUGUAAAGAUUAUUCUUCUACAAAAGUAUGCACAGGACUGAAAACACCCUCGGUGUCCUUAAAGUGUUAAAAGUGUCUCACUGGGCUUGGAUCAGUUGUGCAAAUCUGCAAAUUCUGUUCUUUACUCUAAAGAUAACUAUGGACAAUCUCAGCUAUGGAUAUUAAAACUAAAGUGUAAUUUUAUUGUUAAACUAAUGUCUAUAGCCAAUUAUUAAUUGUUGGUAAUGUCCAAUGCCCCUGAUCUAGCUAUACUCAGAUGUCAAAAGGAAUACAAGGAGGAUCUCCUUUUUAUAAAGCUGACCAAAGACACAAAACUAGUAAUCAUCCCACCAAGAAUGAAUGACGGACUCAUGUCCAAAGCUUUAACAGAUUAUCUUCACAACUGCUCUGCUUGAGGAUGCCAUGACAAGAAAGGGUUAAAGCUGGAAAUGACUGGCUAUUGGAAACUUAGCAUUCUGAUAAAUUAAUAAUACUGUAGGGGGCAAGCUGAUCACUGG
Messenger RNA from Hyla sarda, 7055 nucleotides. RefSeq names its product myosin XVB (gene MYO15B). The transcript is spliced from 55 exons. Gene Ontology annotation, cellular component: cytoskeleton; myosin complex. Lineage: Eukaryota; Metazoa; Chordata; Amphibia; Anura; Hylidae. The coding region runs from base 1 to 6483 and encodes 2160 amino acids. The record is from RefSeq and is a predicted model, not a curated record. Gene Ontology annotation, molecular function: protein binding; cytoskeletal motor activity; ATP binding.